GCACCUAUGACUCCACUAAGGUGACGCCAGUGAUACAAUAGAGGAUCCUUCGGAAUACAAUAUUUUUGCUACAUUUUUUGUUAUUUAAUAUAUAUAUAUAUUUUUUUUAAGGAUUAUAUGUUUGAUCAUACAACGUCACUUGUGCUACUGUAUAUUAGCAAAUUGCUGUAAACUGCAAGAAAUGGACCUGGAUGCUUCGGGUAAAGCCUGAGCCGUUGCAGUUGUUGGCCGGACUUCAAGCAGAAGUUGGAUCCUGCCCAGGAAACUGAGUGAAAGACGAGUUUUGUUGGAUUGACCCUGGCUUCUUUUUGCUGUGUUCUACCCUCUCUCUCGCUCUUUUUUUUUUUGUCACUGUGCACGGAAUAAAGCUCGCUUUCUCGUCCGCUGCCAAUGCAGGCUGUGCACUAGACGGAGAUAGGUCUAUUGAGUGAGAGCGUUCCAGCCAUGGCUUCAGUGUUUAUGUGUGGAGUUGAGGACAUGCUGUGCAACGGGAGUCGCUUUGUGUGGAAUCUGACUGUCUCCACAUUGAGAAGAUGGUACACACACAGGGCGCGGACCUGCCAGAUGAUGGUCAGGACAUGGUGCGGGCUAAGGGAGGUGUAUCAGAUGGCAGAAGGCCGACAUUGCAAGGUGCACCUGUUGGACGACCGCAAGUUGGAGCUACUGGUGCAGCCUAAGCUUAUGUCCCGUGAGUUGUUGGACCUGGUGGCCUCACACUUCAAUCUAAAGGAAAAGGAAUAUUUUGGGAUCUCAUUUGUGGAUGACACGGGUCAAUAUGCCUGGCUGCAGUUAGAACAGAGAGUGCUGGACCAUGACCUGCCAAAGAAAUCUGGCCCUGUAACACUGUAUUUUGUUGUAAGGUUUUACAUUGAAAGUAUAACAUUUCUUAAAGAAAUCACAACAGUGGAAUUGUUUUUCCUCAAUGCAAAAGCCUGUGUAUUCAAGGGGCAGAUCGAGGUGGACAGCGAGACCGUCUUCAAGUUGGCUGCGCUUAUUCUGCAGGAGGCUCGAGGAGACUUCAGUAGUGAUGAAAAUGCACGAAAAGAUCUGAAAAUUCUGCCAGCACUGCCCACCAGAACGCUACAGGAGCACCCAUCUCUUACCUAUUGUGAGGAUCGAGUAAUUCAGCAUUGCAAGAAGCUAAAAGGAGUCACCAGAGGACAAGCCAUAGUCCGGUACAUGAAAAUAGUGGAAGCUCUGCCCACAUAUGGUGUUCAUUACUACAAAGUAAAGGACAAGCAAGGAAUUCCCUGGUGGCUGGGAAUUAGCUAUAAGGGAAUUGGACAAUACGAUAUUCAAGAUAAAAUAAAGCCUAGGAAGCUAUUUCAGUGGAAGCAGCUUGAGAAUUUGUACUUUCGAGAAAAGAAAUUUGCAGUAGAAGUUCACGAUCCGCGCAGAAUUUCUGUGUCAAGAAGAACCUUUGGACAGAGCGCUUUUGUAGUUCAGACCUGGUAUGCGAACAAUUCCCUGAUCAAGUCCAUAUGGGUGAUGGCCAUUAGUCAACAUCAAUUUUACCUGGAUAGAAAACAGAGCAAAGCCAAAAUCCCUACCGCCCGCAGCCUGGACGAAAUUGCUAUGGAUCUAACAGACAGCACCACUAGCAGAAUAUCCAAAAUGGUGGACGGCAAAAAUCCAGUCAUCAUGGCCAGCAGUGGCAGCUUAAUCUCCUCAGGUUCCAUUGACUCCGAAGUAAGCGAAGAGCAGAAAGCUGAGAAAAUCCAAGAACUGAAGAAAAAAGAAAAAGACUUACAAGACGUUCUGCUGAAAAAAAUUGAAGAACUCAAGAAGAUAUGUAUGAGAGAGGCAGAACUAACUGGGAAGCUGCCGAAUGAGUACCCACUAAAUCCUGGUGAGAAGCCCCCCAAUGUCCGCAGACGAAUGGGCACUACCUUUAAGCUGGAUAAUAAUAUUCUCCACUGUGAAGAGGAAUCCGACUUGCAAAAUUUGGAGCACAAGUUUCUCGUACAACAACAAAUGGUGGAGGCAACAAAGAAACUUUUGAUGGAGCCUGACCUUGCAAAGAAUGUCAAGAGGAAGAGGAAGCAGGAUUACAGUGAUUCCAUAAAGAGACUGCAGGAUAUAGAGAGUGCCAUCAAUGAAUACAGGAUCAAGAGAGGGAAAGACCCAACCAAGAGGGCCUCUCUUCUCUUUCAAGAUGAUAUCAUCCCAUCAGAAAGCAGCUCUUUGUCGGAUACAACCACAUUUGAUGAUGAUGACUCAAUCUACCUACAAAGGCCGAGUUCCCGUUCCUUGCAGAAUUCUCCCAAGACGCGACUUCCAAAAGACAGAAGCCUUUCCAGAAAAUCUUCCCUCAAUGAACAGCUUUCAGAAAUGCGCCUCAUAGGUCACAGAGAACCUACUUCAACACACAGCAGCCCAUACAAGACUGCCGAGCGGAAGCCCCACGGGGGUAGGAGCAUGCCUUCCACUCCUGUACUGACACGAAACGCCUACAGCAGCAGCCAUCUCCAGAAUGAAGUAAGCCAUAAUGGCAGACAGCGACGGGGCAGCUUAGAAUCCCAUACUCCUCUCAUUGUUGAUUCAGUUGAUGGAAGUACAACCUUCGCCAUCUCAAGCAGUCAAAGGAGCAAUAGCACCGAGGUUCUAGAUGAUGGAUCUUCUUACACCAGUCAGUCUAGUUCGGAGUAUUAUAGCACACCGCCAAAACAAAACUACUGUUACACCACCCAGACACUGGACAAUCGACCUCGGGAUAGGAGGCGUCACAAGAAGCAAAACUUCUCUGCAGCAAACUCGGGGAGUAUGCCGAACCUGGCACAUAAGGAUGCACGGAACAGUGUUUACCAAAUCACCCAGAACCAGCCAUCAUCCAGCUAUUACAUCACUGGAUAUUCUUCCUAUCAUGACGACCCCUAUUACAAUGGAGGUUACAUAUAUGAAAACGAUACAGAGGGACAGUACAGUGUUAACCCCUCAUAUCGAUCAUCCAUGCACUAUGGCUAUGACCACUAUACGAGGUAUGAUUCAGACCAGUAUGUGCCUCUCAACGCAUAUGCAACAUUAAGACUUCCGAAAAAGAAACCUGUAAAGACUACAGAACAAAUUACAAAGAACAUUAACAAGGCCAUUGUGGCUGAGCAUUUAAGGGGAUGGUACCAUCGGGCAUCGUGUAACAAAGAUGCCCCUCAUGGACUGCAGGGAAUGAUUGAAUCUGAGCGGGGUUCACAGAGGAGUCUUUGUUAUGCUUCUAUGCAAGUUCCCUCAUCUCCUAGCAUCCGGGCACCAUCUUGUUCUUCCGUGUCUUCCACAAGCACAGCAGGUAGCCGGUGGGCACACAGCGGCACAUUAGUUUACCCAAACGCCGUACCUCACUCGUCAUACGCUGGAUACUCCACUGCUUACAGCAGCACGCCUCUUCCUAGCAGACCUUUUCACGCUUACACAUCACAAGUAGAUGACCCAGACAUUGUCCCACUAAGUGAUGAACCUCUUCCAAAUGAAGAAGACAUCUUAUGGCACGAAGAUUCCAAGCCAGGCACCUUAGUAUGAAGUGACAGAUUUUCAACACUUUACCCCAUUCUUCACUUAACACCUCAUGUGCCUUGCUCUAAAAGCACCAAUAUUGCAAAAUCUGCCUAAUUGGGUGGAGUAUUGGCACUGGGAUACUGGUAUGAAUACUGUCGGCGAUCUACUGAUUGACAAGGCUCGGUCUACUGGCUUAUAAAACAAGCACUUGGUUUUAUCAAUGAACUUCUAAAAAGCACUUUUUCCGGAUAUAGUUUGACAAGAGCAACUGUGAAGACAACUAGUGGCUAAAAUGAUGUACUGCAGCAAGGAAAACGCAAAAAAAAAUAAUGGAAUGCACACUUUGCAGUCAGUAUUGGACCAUUCAUAUGAAGGAUUUUAACAAGAAUGCAAUACGAUGUCUCUUUAAGCCGCCAUAUUUUUAAUUUUUUUGUCCCAAAUAAAAUCCAAAGCUUCCAAAAAGUUUAUACUGACCCCCAAAAAAUCUGUAUAUAUGAAGAUGUGUAUAUACAUUUUCUUGGCUACUUUUUAUCGGCAUUGUAUGUUUUUUAUAAAUAUAUAUAUAUAUAUAUAUAUACAUUCUCCUGAUAUUUGCUUAUAAAGCUCGAUGAAUGAAUUUCUUAUGGUACAGCUUGGUUUUUAGAAAUGAUCACCAAACCUUUUUUUUUUUUAUAUCUAUAUAUACAUGAAAUGGUUAUAAUCUGCUGGUCAGGUGUCACUAAUAUCUUUAUUAUUAUUUGCAAUGGAACAAUUGUGGAGUAUCCUGUGUGGAAGGUACGGGAGGUCAUCUGCAAGCAUGUCCAGGGCCAGGAAUUAGUCAGAAUGGAGUAUUUUUAAUUAUUAUUCCAUUUCCAUGGAUUAAACCUAGAGCUUAAAAUGAACUGGUUUGGUGAAAUCCUUUAUCUUGGGUCAUUGCUUCAUCAAGAUCCCUUACUUGUAUGCUGACCUCAUCCAUUCACUAGUGACAUCACUGAGUAUUUUUCCAGCCCAUAGAAUGUCUGCCCAAAAUAUCUCUGACCCCAGAAGUAGAAAAAAAAAUGGCUGCAUUUGCAGACAGCAGCCCAGCAUGUAUAAGCUAUUACUGAACCACAUCUGUAGAGGGGAACAGCAAUAGAGGACCAAUGGUCAAAAAAAAGCCCCCAUUGUUGGUAGCGUUUUUUUCCAUCACAUCCCUUCAUUGUUGCACUAGUAGGUAAGAUGGUGACUUGUUUGCUAGUUUAUGGUGGAUACGUUGCCCAUUUCUUCUCAGGGGCCACAUAGCAGCUGCAUCUAUGGACUAGUGUAAGAGCACUGUAUUACUGUGAGCUGUAAUACCAGACAUAGCCCAUGCACAAGAGUGGUGCUGUUUAUUAUAAAAGUAAAAAUGCAAAAAAAUUGCAAAAAAUUCCAGCUCCCAAAAAUAGAUAAAAUCCAAAAUUUAUGAAAUCAAAAUUAAAAUGAGGAGAAAAAGUCCAACCAGCUCACCCCGCCUGGACAACCAGAGCACGGAUCCAGGUGCUGGACGGCACCGAAGCAAAUAGGAAAAAUGUAGAGUAGAAUCCAGCUCUACGUGCAAUAAAACCGUCU
This is a messenger RNA of Hyla sarda, 5052 nucleotides long. RefSeq names its product FERM domain containing 4B (gene FRMD4B). NCBI's taxonomy places the organism in Eukaryota, Metazoa, Chordata, Amphibia, Anura, Hylidae. The record is from RefSeq and is a predicted model, not a curated record. Gene Ontology annotation, biological process: establishment of epithelial cell polarity. The transcript is spliced from 23 exons. Gene Ontology annotation, cellular component: cytoskeleton; bicellular tight junction; adherens junction. The coding region runs from base 445 to 3510 and encodes 1021 amino acids.